AUGGCGGAGCGGCGGCAGCGGGCGCGGGUGCAGGGCGGCUGGGCCGGCGCCCCGGCGGGGCGGCCCUCAGCACCAAAGGCACCUGUGGCCAGCAGCCUUGCCCUUGCAGGUGCAAGGCCAGCAUGGAGACAGAAAGAUCAGCCUCACACUCAAAAGCAAUUUGUCUUUGAAAAGCCAUCAGAGGUGGAGCGCCGAGUUCCAGAGGCAGGUGUGAUAGACAAGCCUGGUGUGUAUGAGCUCAGCAAGGGACCCACUGGCAUUUCUAGGAUUCAUUUGAUUCCUGGCUUUAUUGACUCAGAACAGGCAGACUGGAUGUUUGAGCAGCUCCUCCAGGACAUCCCCUGGGGUCAGCGAACGCACGUCAGGCAGGAAGUAUCUUUUGAGGAACCACGGCUUACAUGCUGGUAUGGGGAACUUCCUUACACAUACUCCAGGAUAACAAUGCAGCCAAAUCCAAAUUGGCAUCCCGUGCUGAGCGCGCUGAAGGAGCGCAUCGAGGAGUUCACUGGCCACACCUUCAACUCUCUGCUCUGCAACCUGUACCGCAGUGAGAAGGACAGCGUGGACUGGCACAGUGACAGCGAGCCGUCGCUGGGGAGAAACCCUGUCAUUGCCUCACUCAGCCUGGGGGCCACUCGGACCUUUGAGAUGAGGAAAAAACCUUCCCCUGAAGAGGAUGGAGACUAUACUUAUGUGGAAAGAUUUAGAAUCCCACUUGAUCAUGGGACUCUGUUGGUGAUGGAGGGAGCCACCCAGGAGGAUUGGCAGCAUCGAGUGCCUAAGGAGUAUCAUUCUAGAGAUGAACGAAUAAACUUGACAUUUAGGAUCAUUUAUCCAGAACCUGAUGGAGUUUGGAAGUGAAGAGCCCCUUUGGACGUUGUUGGAUGUACACCCACAGCAGAUCUAGAGCCUUAGAUUGCUGCUGAUUCAAAGGAAACCUUACAGAAACAGAGUUCCUUGAAGUCAUGGGGAAAAGAGUUGAUAUUAUGAAGACCUUUGGCAAUCAGAAGCUGCCUGUGUUAUGUGGACAGAAAUGAUAUGUUAUUAGAUAAGACUAAAUCACAGACUUUAAGUUUUUGAGCAGUGAUUAUUCUUAAAAGAGCACAAAGCAGGUGAAAGAUGUGAGAGGUCCCAGCUGGAGCAGACAGAUUCAGUGAGCACAUAGUUUGCACCUUGUCUUGUCUCUCCUUUACUCCCAAGUUGUGAUCUCUGUUGAAAGUAAUGACAAGAUGGGAUUCUGUGAUGUAAAUCCACUUCUGUGUGUCUGUACAGAAAUGGGAAAGCUGCACUUGGGGAUGAUCUCUGGGUAUUAGCUCAUUUCACCAAAGGGUGGUGCACUGCUUUUCAUCUGUACAUUGCAGAGUCUUUUCCAGUUAAGCAACCAGUUUCAUAACUUAAAUAACUACUUGAAUUAUACUGGUGUCCAGUGGAACAGAGGGUCAAGGCUCUCUUCUGCCAUGCACUCUGUGGUCAGACUUUGUCCUAACUGUUUAUCCAUGUAGACAGGACAAGGCAAAGGCAAGCAACAGCGGCAUCUGACGACCCUGCUUCUGGGUCAGUGCAUUUUGCAUUCAAGAAUAUCACUCUUGAGCCUCUGUUAUCUCUUGGGCCUCUGCUGCCACAGAUCAGCAGUCAGCACCUCAGAGCAGAUGCCAGGCUGACUGCUGGAAUCCUUCAAGCUUGCCUGCUGCUGGGAAGCAAUGGGCUCGUCUCUGCAGUCUGGAUGUUAAGUCAGGAGUGCUGCCCAUGUGAUUAAGUUCUUUCUGCAGCUAAAUAGCAUCACUGUACAGGGUCAAAUUGUAAGGUUUGGUCCAUCUUCACUGCCUGCCUGCAGUAGGAUCUAAGCACAGGUGAAUCCUCUAUGCCUUGCAACACGUUAGCUUUGUUAAGCAAGCUAAUGUCCAUCUUCACUGUAAGGAUAAAUUGGUGUUGGGAAAAUAUCUGUAUUUUCUUAGCCAGCAUUUGUUGUGGUUUCAGUUCUUAUUUGGUGAGAGCAGUCAAGUUUAUUAAUCUUAGUUAUGCCUAUGUUUUAAUGUUAUUGAUGACAUAAAGGACAUAAAUGUUGAGCCAUUUCACUCCUGUGCUCUGAAAUUGGGCAGAAUAAUUUCCUAGAAACGCUUCUCUACCUAAACCACCAUACAUUAUUCUUCUAAAAUGAUUGAAUGUUACUAGAAAACUUAACUUCAUUAUCUAAUUAUGUCUUUACUUUCAUCCCAAUUUGUACGGAAAUAUUUUUGGAGUAUUUUAAUGUUGUUUUCUUAGAUUUGAAUCUUUUGUCUAGGCUCUGUGGUAUAUUUCAUGGGAAUCAGAGUUGAAGGAGGCAGACACUUUCAUAUUUACUUUCUUUGGGUCAUUGGAGCUUUGUGCACAUCCCUGCGUGUGUGUCCAGGUUUGGCAGUGCUGACAGAGUGAGUGUCCUUAACCAAGGGACAGUGCUAAUUUGUCAGGUACUCUGAGAAGGCAACACUUCUGCCCAUAUCAGUUCAUACAACUCCAUUUGUUUUCACUGUGUUAAGAGCAGCCAGGCUGCAAGAAAGAGUAGGAGAUGGGGAUGAGUUGGAAACUUUUAAACCCCCAAACCUGAGCUUGUGGAAAUUGCAACUCAUUUGAAUUCAGUGAAUCUGUGGCACAUAGCUAAUGGCAGGACCCUGGAGGCUGAUGCUGUUGUGGAAGAGCAGUUUUUCACCUCCUUUUCUUGGUUUCAGUUUGUCAUGUUAGCAAAUUUUGGUUUAGUUUCUUUACUUCCUUUGUUUUGGGAAAAGACCAAGUUUUCCUCUCCAGAAGUGAAGUAAUUUAUAGGAGAAAUGUUCUGUCCCCCAGUGCUCCUUUUGUUGCUGGAGACUGCUGCAUUCUGCUUUCUCUCACUUGUCAGCUUCACUGUAUCCAAUCUGUUUGACAGUGAGGAGAAGGCAUAUGGCACCCUUCCCCAGCCUGUCCUGUGUGUACUGGCUGCAAGGGGAGCACUUGGCCUAGGGGUCAAGUUUCUUUGUCAGCUGGGAGCUUGUGGUCCUUCCUUCUUUCCCCCACCUCUUGGCCCGAAAAGUCAGCUAGCACAAACUGCAGCCCCCUGCCUGCCAGGACAGCAGGAAUGGCUUUGGGCAGAGGAGAUUGCAGCCCAGAGCUCCUCAGGAGACCUUUCUGCAAGGACUUUCCUGUCAGUAGAAAUUUGUUCCUGAGUGCUGCAGGCCCUCCUGCUGAGUUCUCAAAAUGGGUGUUCACAAAAGUGAGAUUUGAGAGUUCUUGAGCUGGUGCUGUUCCCUUGGCACCUAAAGAUUUUUCACUGGAGACCAGGGCAACGUGCAUGUUUCUUGCACUGCUGUUCAGCUGUUUCUGCUGUUGCAGUCAAGUGCAAAGGGCAGCAUCUUCAGGAUGGUAAAUAUGCAGUUAGGUUCCCUUCUUUAACUUAAAGAUAGGUGGAGGAACCUUUCCCCUAGUUACAUGGGUUUGAAAACAGUGCUGCUAAAAAUGUCAUCCAAAAGAAUUACUUUCCAGUUUAAAAGCUUGCUUUCUUCCUUCUCAGGACUGUUGUGAGAUUCUCAGCCAGAAACUUUUUGAAAAAUAAUUUAAACUCAGAGUACACUAAAGUAAAAUAUACUUUUUAUGUGUUUACAGAGGAUUUUGUUUUUGUGAUUGGCACCAGAUUGUGUCCAUCUGAGGGGCUGCAGCAGCUCCUGUGAGCUGCUUUGCUUACAGAACACCUCUCUGUCACUAUUUUUAUGUGGAGGAUAUAAACUGUGAGUUUACUUUUUUCCUUUUCUUGAAAAUACAGAAUGGGUUUGGGUUGGAAGGGUCCUUGAAGAUUUCAGCAGAGUAUGUGUCUCUUUCAAAAAAUGCUUAAAAAUUGCAUUCUUCACAAUUGUUUGUCUUUGGCUUUCAAACAGGUGGAAUCUACUAGUAACCCCAGGUAAGAUUCCCUUUUCCAAAACAGCCAUCACCUUCUCCAAAGUUUAAUAGCCCUCAGAUUUGAUGAUAAGGAGCAGAUGAAUGGAAUCUGUCUUGGGUAAGUAGCCUGCCUUCCUCAGGGAGCAAGUAGGAUGGAGCUGUUCUGAAAAAAAAAACACAACUGGGUUCAAAUGUAACCAUUCAUUUAUUUAGCAGCUCUAUAAGCAAUGACAUUAUUAAUUAACCACACUGGUGUCAGGCAUCACUCUGUCCCCAUGCUACGUGUAAUCAUACUUAAAUAUUCAAGCACAAACUCUUGGUGAAGUUGGAGUAUAUCUGAUUCAAUACUGCACUUCUGGGCCACAGUGGGUUGAUCUGAGCACCAUUUGAAAUCAAUAGCAAAGCCCUGUCACUUCUCUCCUCUUGGUUUUGGGGCUUUUUUUUUUGUUUGUUUUGUUGGGUUUUGUUUUGUGGUUUUGGUUUUUGGGGGUUUUUUUGUGAAAAAGAACUCUAGGUUAUUCAGUUUUGAUUAACUUUAAAGCCAUAGGUAAUUUGAUAAUUUUACUUCAUCUGUGUCAGAUUAAUUCUACCUGUGUCUUUUCUGAUUGCCAUGACUUACGGGGUUAGUAUAGCUACGCAUAGUAAUUUAUAGCUACAAAUGGUAAUUUAUAGCUACAAUGGUAAUAGAGAAGGAGACAGGGUGCCAGGAAGGGUUAAGAAGUCAGAAUUUUCAUAAUGUAGUGUUGAAAAGACACAGAGGACUGUUCUCCUGGGGUUUGGGAUAAAGGAUGCAUGUAUGAUGGGUGCUGUGAAUCCAUAAUGCCUCCUCCUCAAGUGCUGCUGCUAUUGCCUUAGCUCAAAAGCAUUUAACACCCACUUUGCCUAUUCUGGUCAUAAACCUUUUCAGAAUGGAUAGGAAAUCUGCCUCACUAUGGUUUGUUUUCAAAGUGCUUCUUUUCCAUCCUUGAGGUUUCCAUAGCAACCUGGAUAAUUUGUUUGAAUUGGAGCAUCCUGGCCUGUCCUGUCUGCACCUAAGUUCUGCUGAGAUCUUGCAGGUAUCAUCUCAACCCACUGGGGAGUGCCUGGUGAUGGCUGGCCAUGAGAGCACUGGCCCUUCCCCAUGAGUCACCACUCAUCAGGGUGACAGAUGUGUGCUUUCUGCCCUGUGUUCCAGUUUGAUUUACCUCCUCCUGCUGUGUGGUGUUCAGAGGAGCUUUGUGGAGUUAUUGCAGCUCCCUUGUAGCUGGCAGGUCCUUGGUGGCUCACGCUGGGAAAGCACCUCUCGAGGGAGCUGGGAGGCCUUGUUUUAAGUGAAGGCAGUGGGGACUGUAUUGAAGAAUUUAAAUCAGAAUAAGGAGCAAGGAGGUCUGUUCCAUGGUCCCCAUUGUUUGUUUGAUUCAGGUUUCCCAGCAGAAACAAAAAUUUUGUUCUGUUCACUCAGGAGAUUUUGCUGGUUGAGUGAGACUUAGAGCAAAGUCUUCACAUCUCACAGGAUCCUCCUGACAGACAGUGCUCACUGGAUCCAGAAUGAAAGUUGUUUCCAUCUAAACUUGGGUGUGCAGCUGCUUUGCUGGGUGUUGUUUGUUCUGUUGCUCUGCUCCCAUUGCAGAGGCAAUGCACAGAUCCAUGCUCAAGAGUGGGUUGACAUUACAGCUGAUCUCUGAAAUGCCAGUGCCAGCCCUCUGCCCCUGUGUUUCCAGAAAUGCCUUGUGCCAAGGCAAGCUGCCAUGCAUCUGGAAGAACAUAUGGACUAGAAAGAGCCUCAGUGUUGGAUGGGAUGGGAUUUGUAGCUGUGACUUAGCACAGACUUAUCAUUGGGUUCUCAUCAUUAUUAGGGAGGGCUGUGGGAAGGCUUGUCCUGAAAGCUUCUGAUGCGGAGAGCAAGAGAUAAAGCAGGAGUGAGCAGAGACAUGAGUUGCCAGAGGGUGUAUGGCCCAGAUGUACAACCCACACUUCCUGGCUGGUUUGUCAGGAUGCAGAAUCUACAUGGUUCCCAGUUUCUGUUCCCCACCUCCUGCUUUUUGGGGGCAGAUGUGUGUGAAGGAGACAGUCUGGCCAACUGGCAUGGCAUGCCUUUGGCUUGAGACACCUGCGGCAGCUUGGAGAGGAGAGUGCAGGAAGGUGAAGGCUCCCCAGUUUUUUGAGACAAGCAAGGGCAAGUGGUGGAAGAGGGAUUAAAAAUUGCCUGAUGGUGUUUUCUGUUGGGAAGCAGUGGGAGGGAGAGGGUGGAGAAGUGGUGGUCACAUCAGUGAGACAGUGUGUGACAAACUGUACAUAAUGCAAAAUUUGCCAAUAGCUGCACUUUCAGAGCACUGAUGGAGCCAUGACAGCUCAUGGCAGAGAAGAGAUUGUUACCCUGGAAUAAGCUGACAGGCCAGCCUGAGGAAAUCCUCCCAGGCCUCAGGUCAAGGAAUGAGUGAGUGAACCAGGGCAGGGUAGACAGGACACAGCAUCAUCUUGGUGCUGCAGCAGCCAUGGGUGAAAAAGAAUGUCCUGAGCAUUGGCUGCUCCUCUGUAACACCUCUGUAUUUUGCACUAAACAUUUUUUCCUGGUGACCUUG
Molecule: messenger RNA, 6443 nt
Organism: Melospiza melodia melodia
Lineage: Eukaryota; Metazoa; Chordata; Aves; Passeriformes; Passerellidae
Gene: ALKBH3
Product: alkB homolog 3, alpha-ketoglutarate dependent dioxygenase
Exons: 9
Coding region: 1-861 (286 amino acids)
Biological process (GO): DNA alkylation repair; DNA repair
Cellular component (GO): nucleus
Molecular function (GO): dioxygenase activity
Source: RefSeq, a predicted model, not a curated record